UUCAUGGGAAAUCUCUUCUUUUCCAAUUAAACUUUCUCUCUCUAACCCAAUUCAUUCCAUUCUUUCAUUUCAACCACCAUGGACGGAGAACAACUUUCAUCCCUCCGUUCUCCAAUCCUCACAACCCUAAAAAACAGAUCUCAUAAUAACAACAAUGUCACCACCCAAACCAAAACCCACCAUCGGAAAACCGCCGCCGGUAAACCCAAUCAUCAAAACGGCGGAUUUUUCACAAAUGCAGCUUUCACCAAAUGGGGAACAAAUGAAUUAUUGACUGUCUUAACAAACCAUCAAAUACCCUGUUUCUUAUCCAUUGCCUUGUUCUUCUUCAUGUGGGUUGAAUACACUCUUCACAUGAUAUCCCCUUCAUCGCCGCCGUUUGAUAUCGGAUUCAUAGCCACAAAACGUCUUCAAAUGAUUCUGGCGUCUAACCCAGAUCUGAAUAAUGUUCUUGCCGGACUUAACACGGUUUUUGUUGCAAUGCAGACGGGUUAUAUAUUGUGGACAUGGUUGAUUGAAGGAAGGAUGAGAGCGACGAUAUCGGCUUUGUUUAUGUUUACUUGUAGAGGGAUUCUUGGUUAUUCUACUCAGCUUCCUCUUCCUCAGGAAUUUGUAGGAUCGGGUGCGGACUUUCCAGUGGGGAACGUUUCGUUUUUCUUGUUCUAUUCGGGUCAUGUAGCUGCGGCAGUGAUAGCAUCUCUUGACAUGAGGAGAUUGAAGAGAAUGGAGAUGGCACAUGUUUUUGACGCGCUCAACAUUUUGCAGAUCGUGAGGCUACUCGCAAGCAGGGGCCAUUACACAAUCGAUCUCGCUGCUGGAAUCGGGGCUGGCUUUCUCUUUGACUCCUUGGCCGGAAUGUACGUCCAAUCUAAGAACAAGGUCGGACCAGUCACCAACGGUAAUGGUGUGAACCGGUAAAAUUUUGACUUUCAACCUCUUUUUUGUCUUUUGAAUAUGACACAGGAUUUGGGCGUUAUUAUUAUUAAACAUCUAGAAGAACAUGUAAAACUGCAACUUUUUCUUGUAUAUGUUUCUUAACUUUCUUUACAUGUCUUAAUUGAUUGAUGACUAAUUUGUUCA
Molecule: messenger RNA, 1080 nt
Organism: Impatiens glandulifera
Lineage: Eukaryota; Viridiplantae; Streptophyta; Magnoliopsida; Ericales; Balsaminaceae
Product: phosphatidylcholine:diacylglycerol cholinephosphotransferase 1-like
Exons: 3
Coding region: 79-918 (279 amino acids)
Molecular function (GO): diacylglycerol cholinephosphotransferase activity
Source: RefSeq, a predicted model, not a curated record